CGGUGUCGGCCUGGACGUCGGAGCAGCUGAAGCAUCUCACAUUGUUUUGGUUUGGUGUUUUUUUUAAAAAAAAACCCUUUGGACAACAAACAGCCGCAGCUCAGCCGGAAGAGCAGGACUCAGGACUGAUCCAGAACAAGCCCGACCAGGACACGAUGCCCAUCUGCUCGGUGAUGCAGAAGAGUAACGGCGAGGUGGUGGGAGCCGAGCUGACCUGCAGCCUGCGGGAGGAGAACAAGGCUCAGAGGGAGAGCUACAGCGCCGACUGGCACAGCGUCAGCCUGAAGACUCAGCCUCAGGACAGGCAGACCAUGAACAUGAACGACGACUCCCGCCGGGAGACCCUGUCCCGGCAGUGGCGGGCCCGUCCCCUGACGCAGAGCUGCCCCUCGGGGGUCUUCAGGGUGGGCACGGUGGAGCGGGGGGUGAGGGAGCACCAGCUCCUGCCCAAGAGGAAGACCCUCCCACUGCCCAUCUUCACCCCGGCCGAGCUGGGCGUCCGGCUGGGCCGCGGGGCGCCGCACGCCGAGGACGACCUGCAGCCCUUCCCCGCCCCCGACGGCGUCUGCCCCAGCAAGAGGACCGUGGACGACAUCACCCGGGACCUGCCGCCCGUCAAGCCCACCCUCAUGGAGUUCGCCAAGGCGCCCAAAGCUCUGGGCCGCUCCGUGUCCCAGGAGGCGCAGAGGGGCUGAGGACGGGCGAGGAGGAGGGGCCGCCGGGGCGAGGCGAGGAGGAUGAGAGCUGGGAGAGGGCGAUCAGCGAGCAGAGCAUGUCGGCGUUGGUUAAGACGAGAUGUAAAUAGAUCCAUCUGUAGUGACGUUCAUCAUAAAGCAGCAUCCUGUAGGUCUGUAGUCCAAAGGUCACGCCGGGUCGGUGCGGGGUCUGGUGGAGGGAGGAGCGGGGUGAAAGGUCAGGGCUGAUCCCAGCCUGAGCUGACCUCUCUCCACCUGCAGCUCCACCUUUUCUCCUUGCUUUUUCCUCCACAAAGCCUCGUGCAAAUAUCCGCAACAUGGAAGCGUUGUAGGAGUCACCGGGCUGAAGGUACCGUCAGCGUCUGAUGGCAUUCAGGAGGUAGAGAGAGGAGUGAAAGAUGGAGGGAGAGUCAGAGGUGAGGUGGAGGGGUGAGGGGUGAGGGGAGGGUGGAGGGGUGAGGGGUGGAGGGGUUGGUCACCCUCCAGAAGCUCCUGCCAGUCUCUGAUUUGAAUCAACAGUACAGGAAGCACUGGCUUCAUCUGCUCACACUGCAGCUGUACAGAAGUUUGAAUCCGUGUGUGUGUGUGUGUGUGUGUGAGCGUGUGUGUGUGAGUGUAUGAGUGUGUGUGUGUGCCGAACGGCACCUCUAAUUAAACCGACCUAGAAAAACCAAUAAGCUGUUCUUUGUACUGCAUCAAUCUGCCUCCUAGGUGAGUGGCAGCUCAUAUGUAAGCUUGACACUGACUGUUUUAGCUGUGAAUGAAUUUGAAAUGUGUGCACCGAUGAUGAAAGAUUUCCUUUUUCUUAGAUAUUUAUUAUUUUUACAAAUAAAAGCUGAACCACUCAUUA
Messenger RNA from Salarias fasciatus (jewelled blenny), 1545 nucleotides. RefSeq names its product titin-cap (telethonin) (gene tcap). Lineage: Eukaryota; Metazoa; Chordata; Actinopteri; Blenniiformes; Blenniidae. Bases 156 to 695 code for a protein of 179 amino acids. Gene Ontology annotation, cellular component: Z disc. The record is from RefSeq and is a predicted model, not a curated record. Gene Ontology annotation, biological process: detection of muscle stretch; skeletal muscle contraction; cardiac muscle tissue morphogenesis. The transcript is spliced from 2 exons. Gene Ontology annotation, molecular function: titin Z domain binding; protein-macromolecule adaptor activity; structural constituent of muscle.